Passer domesticus (house sparrow) is the source of this 3680-nucleotide messenger RNA. Its product is annotated as transcription elongation factor SPT5-like. The record is from RefSeq and is a predicted model, not a curated record. Gene Ontology annotation, molecular function: mRNA binding; protein binding. Gene Ontology annotation, biological process: transcription elongation by RNA polymerase II; regulation of DNA-templated transcription elongation; regulation of transcription by RNA polymerase II. Gene Ontology annotation, cellular component: DSIF complex. NCBI's taxonomy places the organism in Eukaryota, Metazoa, Chordata, Aves, Passeriformes, Passeridae.
CUCGCGAGAGCGGCGGGCGUGAGGGACGCGGAGCGGCCGCGGGGCCGGGCCGGGAACCGGGACCGGAACCGGGGACAGGAACGGGACAGGAGCCGGGACAGGGGCCGGGAACCGCCGCAGGAGCCGGGCCCGGAGCGGAGAGCCGCGGGACCGCCCCAGACCCCCCAGAGCCCCCAGGACCCCCUGAAGCCCCCCAGCCCCCCGGCAUGUCGGACAGCGAGGACAGCAACUUCUCGGAGGAGGAGAGCGAGCGCAGCAGCGACGAGGGCGACGAGCGCGAGGCCGAGGAGCAGCGCGGGGGGGGCAGCGGGAAGGAGGAGGCCGAGGAGGAGGAGGAGGAGGAGGAAGAGGAGGAGGAGGAGGAGGAGUACGACGAGGAGGAGGAGGAGGAGGAGGACGAUGACCGGCCGGCCAAGAAACCCCGGCACGGGGGCUUCAUCCUGGACGAGGCUGACGUCGACGAUGAGUACGAGGAUGAAGAUCAGUGGGAGGACGGGGCCGAGGACAUCCUGGAGAAAGAGGAGAUCGAAGCCUCCAACAUCGACAACGUGGUGCUGGACGAGGAUCGCUCGGGGGCGCGGCGCCUGCAGAACCUCUGGAGGGACCAGCGCGAGGAGGAGCUGGGCGAGUACUACAUGAAGAAAUACGCCAAGUCCUCCGUGGGGAGACGUGACGUUUACGGCGGCUCGGACGAGCUCUCGGACGACAUCACCCAGCAGCAGCUGCUGCCCGGAGUGAAGGACCCCAAUCUCUGGACUGUGAAGUGCAAGAUUGGCGAGGAGCGCGCCACGGCCAUCGCACUCAUGCGCAAAUUCAUCGCGUACCAGUACACGGAGACGCCCCUGCAGAUCAAGUCGGUGGUGGCCCCCGAGCACGUGCGGGGGUACCUGUACGUGGAGGCCUACAAGCAGACCCACGUGAAGCAGGCCAUCGAGGGCGUGGGCAACCUGCGCCUGGGCUACUGGAACCAGCAGAUGGUGCCCAUCAAGGAGAUGACCGACGUGCUCAAGGUGGUCAAGGAGGUCACCAACCUCAAGCCCAAGGCCUGGGUGCGCCUCAAGAGGGGCAUCUACAAGGACGACAUCGCCCAGGUGGAUUACGUGGAGCCCAGCCAGAACCAGAUCUCCCUGAAGAUGAUCCCCAGGAUCGACUUCGACCGCAUCAAAGCCCGGAUGAGCCUGAAGGACUGGUUCGCCAAGCGCAAGAAGUUCAAGCGGCCGCCGCAGCGGCUUGAUGCCGAGAAGAUCCGGUCCCUGGGCGGGGACGUGGCCUCCGACGGCGACUUCCUGAUCUUCGAGGGCAACCGCUACAGCCGCAAGGGCUUCCUGUUCAAGAGCUUCGCCAUGUCGGCCGUGAUCACGGAGGGCGUCAAGCCCACCCUGUCCGAGCUGGAGAAAUUCGAGGACCAACCCGAGGGCAUCGACCUGGAGGUGGUGACCGAGAGCACAGGGAAGGAGCGGGAGCACAACUUCCAGCCGGGCGACAACGUGGAGGUGUGCGAGGGGGAGCUCAUCAACCCAGGCAAAAUCCUCAGCGUGGACGGCAACAAGAUCACCAUCAUGCCCAAGCACGAGGACCUCAAGGACAUGCUGGAGUUCCCGGCGCAGGAGCUGCGGAAAUACUUCAGGAUGGGCGACCACGUCAAGGUGAUCGCCGGGCGCUUCGAGGGGGACACCGGGCUCAUCGUCAGGGUGGAGGAGAACUUCGUGAUCCUCUUCUCCGACCUCACCAUGCACGAGCUGAAGGUGCUGCCCCGGGACCUGCAGCUCUGCUCCGAGACGGCCUCGGGCGUGGACGUGGGGGGGCAGCACGAGUGGGGGGAGCUGGUGCAGCUGGACCCCCAAACCGUGGGGGUCAUCGUGCGCCUGGAGCGGGAGACCUUCCAGGUGCUGAACAUGUACGGCAAGGUGGUGACGGUGCGGCACCAGGCCGUCAGCCGCAAGAAGGACAAUCGCUUCGCCGUGGCGCUGGACUCGGAGCAGAACAACAUCCACGUCAAGGACAUCGUCAAAGUCAUCGACGGCCCCCACUCCGGCCGCGAGGGCGAGAUCCGCCACCUGUUCCGCGGCUUCGCCUUCCUGCACUGCAAGAAGCUGGUGGAGAACGGCGGCAUGUUCGUCUGCAAGACGCGGCACCUGGUGCUGGCGGGGGGCUCCAAGCCCCGGGACGUCACCAACUUCGCCAUGUGCGGCUUCACGCCGAUGUCGCCCCGCAUCAGCAGCCCCAUGCACCCCAGCGGGGCCGGUGAGUGCCUUUGGGGAGGGGUCCCGGGGGGCUCUGGGGACCCUCGGGGGCCCCGCUGAGCCCCCCACCCACCCCCGCAGGGCAGAGGGGCGGAUUUGGGGCCGGGGGGCUGAGCCGGGGGCCGCGGGCGCCGCGACAACGACCUGAUCGGGCAGACGGUGCGCAUCUCCCAGGGGCCCUACAAAGGGUACAUCGGGGUGGUGAAGGACGCCACGGAGUCGACGGCGCGCGUGGAGCUGCACUCGACGUGCCAGACGAUCUCGGUGGACAGGCAGAGGCUGACCACCGUGGGGUCCCGGCGCCCCGGGGGUCUCACCUCGGCCUACGGGAGGACCCCGAUGUACGGCUCGCAGACCCCCAUGUACGGCUCGGGGUCCCGCACGCCCAUGUACGGCUCGCAGACCCCGCUGCAUGACGGGAGCCGCACCCCCCACUACGGCUCGCAGACCCCCCUGCACGACGGGAGCAGGACCCCGGCCCAGAGCGGGGCCUGGGACCCCAACAACCCCAACACGCCCUCCAGGGCCGACGAGGAUUUCGAGUACGGCUUCGAGGACGAGCCCACCCCCUCCCCCCAGGGCUACGGGGGCACCCCCAACCCGCAGACCCCGGGGUACCCCGACCCCGCGUCCCCCCAAGUCAGCCAGCCCUACAACCCCCAGACCCCCGGCACGCCCGCCAUGUACAACACGGAGCAGUUCUCGCCCUACGCCGUCCCCUCCCCCCCAGGGCUCCUACCAGCCCAGCCCUCCCCCCAGAGCUACCACCAGGUGGCCCCGAGCCCGGUGGGCUACCAGAACACGCACUCGCCGGCCAGCUACCACCCCACGCCCUCCCCCAUGGCCUACCAGGCCAGCCCCAGCCCCAGCCCGGUGGGCUACAGCCCCAUGACCCCUGGGGCCCCCUCCCCGGGGGGGUACAACCCCCACACGCCGGGCUCGGGCAUCGAGGCCAGCGGGGGGGACUGGGUGACCACGGACAUCCAGGUGAAGGUCAGGGACUCGUACCUGGACAGCGCGGCCGUGGGCCAGACCGGCGUCAUCCGCAGCGUCACGGGCGGGAUGUGCUCGGUGUACCUGAAGGACAGCGAGAAGGUGGUGAGCGUGUCCAGCGAGCACCUGGAGCCCGUCACGCCCACCAAGAGCAACAAGGUGAAGGUGAUUUUGGGGGAGGACCGCGAGGCCACCGGGAUCCUGCUGAGCAUCGACGGCGAGGACGGCAUCGUGCGCAUGGACCUGGAGGAGCAGCUCAAGAUCCUCAACCUGCGCUUCCUGGGCAAGCUGCUGGAGGCCUGAGCCCCCCCGCAGCCCCCAGCCCCACUGCCCCCCGCCCCGCCCCCCUCCUGCCCCUUUUUUCCUCCUUUUUUUCCCCAUUUUUUUUCCCAUUUUUUGCCCCAUUUUUCCCAUUUUUCGCCCAUUUUUUGGCCAUUUUUUGCC